Manihot esculenta (cassava) is the source of this 1927-nucleotide messenger RNA. RefSeq names its product GABA transporter 1. The transcript is spliced from 7 exons. Lineage: Eukaryota; Viridiplantae; Streptophyta; Magnoliopsida; Malpighiales; Euphorbiaceae. The record is from RefSeq and is a predicted model, not a curated record. Gene Ontology annotation, cellular component: plasma membrane. The coding region runs from base 172 to 1542 and encodes 456 amino acids.
UUCAAACAUCAGCCAAUACAAAAAACAAAAAAACUUAUGUUUUUGAUCUUUCUUCUGCAAGAAAGUACAAAAAACCGACGUAUUUCGUCAUCAAAUGGACUCUCAAUAAUUGUCUGUACUAUCAUUCAGAGCACCACAACCACAAAGCUGCAGAAGAAGUAAGGCCCUGAAAUGGAUGACCUUGACCCAACAGAGGCAGAGAAAGAUAAACCUAGACAGGAGCACGACGAUGAAGAAGAAGACACAAAAGGAGUAGCUAUUGCAGAUUCUGCAACAGAACCUGAAGGCAAAGGCACGUGGAAGCACGCAGCUUUUCACGUUGCCACAACCAUCGCUACCCCUGCUGCUUAUGCUCCUUUACCUUUUGCUCUUGCUUCUCUCGGUUGGCCUCUCGGGGUGAGUAGUUUGGUGGGUGCAACACUGGCUACGUGGUAUUCCAGUCUAUUGAUUGCGUCGUUGUGGAGAUGGAAUGGAAAGAAGCAGAUUACAUACAGGCAUCUUGCAGGGAGCAUCUUUGGAUUCUGGGGUUACUGGUCUAUUGCAUUUUUUCAGCAGGUGGCUUCUUUAGGCAAUAACAUUGCCAUCCAAAUUGCUGCUGGAAGCAGUCUUAAGGCAGUGUACAAAUACUUUCACAAGGAAGGCACACUAACUUUGCAGCACUUCAUUAUUUUCUUUGGGACAUUUGAACUUUUCCUUUCUCAGCUACCUAAUAUCCACUCACUGAGAUGGGUAAAUGCAUUAUGCACGUUAAGCACAAUUGGCUUUGCUGGUACUACUAUUGGUGUGACAAUAUAUAAUGGAGGAAAGAUAGAUAGGAAUUCAGUCAGUUACAGUUUGCAGGGGAGCUCCCCUCUCAAGACAUUUAAAGCCUUCAAUGCUCUGGGCGCAAUUGCCUUUUCAUUUGGGGAUGCAAUGCUUCCAGAAAUACAGAAUACUGUGAGGGAGCCUGCAAAAAAGAACACAUAUAAAGGUGUAUCAGCAGCAUAUGGAGUUAUUAUCUUGACUUACUGGCAACUGGCAUUCUGUGGAUAUUGGGCAUUUGGAUCAGAAGUCCAGCCUUACAUUGUGGCAUCUCUAACUCACCCAGAAUGGACAAUUGUUAUGGCAAAUAUCUUUGCUGUUAUUCAGAUAUCAGGAUGCUAUCAGAUAUAUUGCAGACCUACAUAUGCCUACUUCGAGGACAAGAUGCUGUGGAGAAAAACUGCUGAGCACAUCCCUGUCAAUUACUGCCUAAUUCGUCUUGUUUUUACCUCCAUUUACAUUGUGUUGAUCACACUUAUUGCUGCAGCAAUGCCUUUUUUUGGCGACUUUGUGUCUAUAUGUGGGGCAACUGGGUUCACACCUCUGGAUUUUGUCUUCCCUGCUAUUAUGUAUCUGAAAUCUGGAAAAAUGCCCAAGAGCACAAACUUUAAAGUGCCAAUGCAGCUUCUUAAUUUUGCAAUAGCUAUGUGGUUUUCAGUUGUGGCAUUACUGGGUUGCAUUGGUGCUGUCCGAUUUAUUGUUGAAGAUAUCAGGACGUACAAGUUUUUUCACGAUAUGUAAGAAGUUUAGAUUAUUGUAUUCAGGUUACCAUAUUGCCAUGUCUUCCACGUUGCAAUGAAACCUGAAGAUUGAUCAAAGGGCUAGUUACAGAUAGUUACCAUGCGAAGCUGUGGAUUGCCUGCUUUACCUUUUGCAUUUGCCAGCUAAAAUCACUGUCAUCUACUGUCCAAGUGCACAAUAGGUACAGCAGCUUAUAAUUUAUUUGUGUAUUGAAUUGGGAGCUUGAGCUCUUAAUGGACAAUUUCAUAUUUGAGAAGGAGAGAUUUCAGGCAUGGAACUAAAGCUGCUCUUACCAAUAGAGAAUAUCUAUUUUUGCCAGUUUUGUAUUAAGGGAGUGUUUUUACUAAAAGCAGGCAACUAGCCAGAUUUUUUCUUUUUUCUAAAA